CACGCCACUACUCAUAAACCCCCACAUAUUUAUUCAAACACUCGUGAAAGCUUCACACAAAACGACCUGAAAAUUAGCAAUGGCUUCUGCUAUCAAAGAAGAACUUUCAGGACAUGGGUCAGGAACAAGCGCCAAGAUCCAGAGUCUUAUAAUAGAGAUGGAAGACGAAGAAGAAGAGCUCUUCGAGAUCAAUCUUGAAGCAGUUAACAGUAUCCCUCCACCACAUUACUGGGAAGCAUUUUUCACUGCAACCAGCAGUGCAUUGCUUGCCAAUUGUUUGUUACCAAUUUCUGAUCUUUCCAGUGCAGUUCCUACCGUAUCUACAGCUUAUACCACAUUGUCCAGGGAAGGACUGACCAACAUUGUCAUAGUUGCAGAGUCCUUGCCAAGGAAAAUUUGUGGGAUCCAAUUUAUGGAGUCUUUUGGGGUACAAAACAAGGAAAUAUAGGCAUAAUAUAAACAGAAAAUCAAUAUAAAGGUAGGUACCGUAUUUCCUCAGAUAUUGGAGUUAAAGAUCAACAUGUAAUUUAAGAAUUAAGUUAUGGUAUCCAAAUAUUCAUGUUAUGCCAUCUGCUUGCUG
Molecule: messenger RNA, 580 nt
Organism: Durio zibethinus
Lineage: Eukaryota; Viridiplantae; Streptophyta; Magnoliopsida; Malvales; Malvaceae
Source: RefSeq, a predicted model, not a curated record